Messenger RNA from Symbiodinium necroappetens, 924 nucleotides. NCBI's taxonomy places the organism in Eukaryota, Dinophyceae, Suessiales, Symbiodiniaceae. The record is from the annotation of a GenBank genome assembly.
AUGUCUCUCCAUGCUGAUGGCGAUGACAGAGGCUUGACAGAGGAUGUGGCCAAAGAGCUAUGCCAAUGCUUUCGGAAAUCCUGGGAGCUCUCGCUCGGAGAUCUCGGCCAAAGCUGUCGAGAGGCAGUCGCCGCCUCCUGCGGCCAAAGAAAGCUCUCAGAUGAGGCUCUGACUACGGAGGUAUGCAGCUGGCGCCAAGCAGAAGUCCAGCUUCAAUCAAUGGCAAAGGCUGUUGAAGGAGGUCAGAUGCCCGGGGCUAGUGUCGAGAAGCUGGUGAGAUCAUGGUUGGAUGCUUCUGUGGAGGAGGUGGAGAGGAGAACGACCGACGCUCGCGAUGGGCAGCUCUUCAACGAGCGUUUCUUGGCUUCUUUCCCGGUUCAGGGUGACGCUGGGUUGGAGCAAGCAGUGGCUGCUGAGCUUCAGGGGCACGCUAAACUGUUGGGAACGAUCCUGAAAUCAGAGGUUCCGCUUCAGACGAAGCGUGCUUGUAAAAAACAGCUUGGAGCCACGAUCCAGGGCGGCUGCGAGGUUCUGUCUGAGGCAGUCGUGGAGGCUGUCUUGGAGGCUGCUGCUGCCCUGAGCGAGGGCCGCUGCGUGGAGGCCUCACGCCGGCUCUGGACGGCACCUGCAGUGGAAGCAGCGCCAUUGGCGAAAGAGGUGCCCAAGGCACUGCAUUUGCUUUUCUGGCUUUGGUGCGGUGCUGUACCAGCUUCAGUCCGAUUUGCACAAAAGGCAUUGCAGGCGAGCGAGUCCAUGAAGGCACGUGAGCGCAACACAUCCUGUUCCAUUACGUUCCGGGAGCUUCGUGAAGCUUCGGAGUCAGGCUCCACUGGCCUUUUCGCCAUCAAGCCUGCCCGAUCUGCUCGGCAAGUGCGCGCCUUUGUGUGCUAUGCAGGCAAGCACUGCAGCUCACAGAAGACAUGA